GGGGCUGUGGUAUGUGUGAAAGAGGGGGCGUGGUCUGUGUGGUUGGGGAUGGGUAGAGAUUGAAGGGGUUUAGAGGAAGUAAAAGCGUGAAAAACAAGACUGAUGAUGUCACCAGUGCUGGGUAUGUCCUUCUUGGCUCUGGUCCUAUCAGGAGGAGCCUGGGCGUUUGCUCCCAUCGGGGGCGGAGCCUCCACCCACGUCAGCAUCACGGAAAAAGCCGUGCUACAGAAGGUCACAGAGGUGUGCCAAGCCAUCACCGAGUCAGAGGGACGAGACUUCACCCCCACGGGCAAUUCUGCAGAGGAGCUGGUCCAGGCCUGCCUGGGACCCAAAGCAACAGGUGAAGUGUCAGCAGCUAAGUUCAAAUCUGCCCUGAACGAGAUCUACAUACAGAACGGACAGGUGGACAGAGACUUUGUCAACAGCCCAGCCCAUCAUUUUAACUCUGAGGCGUUUGCUCUGGGCCGACGCCUUAUCACUGAUGGGGUGGCCAGCAUCAAGGCCAACAUACAAAAGGAGAACUUCCUGGCUGCCAGAGAGACACUGGGGAGAGUACUACACACACUACAGGACUUCUACAGCCACAGUAAUUGGGUGGAUCUGGGAUACACUGAACCCUACGCCAACCUGAUCCGCCCCGAUCUCCCACUGGAAAACCUGGCAGAUGUUAAAACCCCGACCUGCAGUGACUGUGCCAAUGGGGGGUUCUGUUCCAACUCCAUCCUGCCCAACAUUCUUAAUGAGAAGAAACUCACCUCUGGAUACAUGGGGAUCUUGUCCUCAGCUAAGCCUAAAGGUAAGUGUAGUCAUGGCGGUGCAGCUGACCUGACCAGCUCCAAGGCUCCUCGCGGGGGCAUCAGCAAGGAUGAGCGUCGCUCUGACAACGUGGCCCUGCACACCGCUGCUGUCACCGUGGCAACGAAGGCCACCCUCCAGCUGCUGGACGACAUCCGGGGCGCCGCCGGUGACAACAACUACCUACGCUUCAUGGGCGUAGCGCGUUCGUCAGUAGUUGUUUUUGUGAUCGACACCACGGGGAGCAUGAGUGAUGACAUCCUUGAAGCCAAGAGAGUCGUCUAUGAGAUCAUCGACAGCAAGAAGGGAACGCAGGAUGAGCCCUCCCAGUACAUCCUGGUCCCAUUCAACGACCCAGAGUUCGGACCCCUGAUAAAAACGACAAACCCUGAUGUAAUGAAAGCAGAGAUCGCUAACCUCACGGCUGAUGGAGGCGGAGACCUCCCUGAGAUGUGCCUAUCAGGGCUCCAGUUGGCGCUGACCGGUGCCCCUGCGUCGUCCAACAUCUAUGUUUUCACAGAUGCCAUUGCUAAGGACAUUGAAUUGAAGGAAACGAUUGUGGCCCUGAUCAGGAGCACUAAGUCAACCGUGUCUUUCUUCAUGACUGGUGAUGGUGAUGGUGCUAGAAGGAGGAGGCGUGGAGUAGAGUCCAGCGAAGCUACAUUCGAGACCUACAAGGACCUGGCGCUGGCGUCUGGUGGUCAGGCAAUCAGUGUCACCAAGGAAAAUCUGCCCCAGGCCACUGACGUCAUCAUCGACUCCUCCACCUCCGCUCUGGUGAUAGUCCUACAGCGAGCGAGGAACCCAGGCAGAGCUGAGACAUUCUCCUUCCUGCUGGACGAGUCUCUGAACAACAUCACCAUCUACAUCACUGGAAAGUCCCUCACCUUCACCCUGAAGAACCCUGCAGGUGUGACCCAGAAACAGAAUGAGGCCAACGGGGAACUGGGGACUGUCCAGACGGUGGGCAACCUCUACCGGGUCCGUCUGGCCCCCGACAAACAUACGGGAUUAUGGGAAAUCAGCAUGAACUCCAACCAGCCCUACACACUGAAGGUCACGGGUCAGAGUACCAUUUCCUUCAUUUAUAACUUUGUGGAGACCUUCGAUGGACCUCACCCAGGAUACGCCCUCAUCUCUGGCCGUCCGCAAGCAGGUAUGCCUGCCAUGUUGUUGGUAUCGGUGUUGGGCAGGAAGGGCCCAGCCUCUGUCAAGGUGGCUGACAUUGCCUUGGUGACAGUGUCAGGGUCAGAGGUCGUUGGCGGUACCCUGGAAGACAUGGGCAACGGGAACUUCCUAGUUACGGUAACCAAGGUCCCUGCGGGGGAGUUUGUGGUGCUGUUGAACGGGACAGACGUGGUCUCCUCCACCGUGUUCCAGAGACAGUCCACCACUCAGAUGUCUGUCUCCAAGGUUACCAUCAAGACCGUGGUGGACAGAAGCAUGGAGCCUGGUAAACCCUUCACCCUUCCCUUCACCGUCAUGACCGACGCCACUGGAGGCAGCUACAAAAUUAAUGCCAGAAAUGACCGAGACUUCAAAAUGAACAUCCCUGGCAGCAUCGCUGUGACCACCGGAGGAAACGCCACCGGUGAACUGACCAUCACGGUGCCCGCCAACACACCUUCGGGAACAGAUGUCACCUUAACCAUCGAGGCUGUGGCCCCCGGGGCAUCCGACUCCAACUACGCCGUCCUGCGCCUCUCUGUUGUCACCAAGGUGACAGAUUUCACCCCUCCCCAGUGUGAGGUGGUUAGCGUCUCGGUGGUCGACUGCCCAGCUGACCCAGCAGCCUGCAGCUCCGCCUUCUGGCAGCUCUCUGCCAACCUGACCGACAGUGUCAACGGCACGGGGAUCGCCAGCCUCAGACACCGCCAGGGAGUGGGCAGCCUCACCCACACGGACCUAAAGCAGACGGUUGUUACAGCAGCGUUCAACGCUUCGUGCUGCUCUCUGACAGUGGAGCUGGUGGCGGUGGACAAGGCCAUGAAUGUCGGCACCUGUCGGUUUUCCAUCGUCCGCAACGCGGGACCGCCCUCCAUCGCUCUGUCCCUCCCACUGUUGGUGUGUCUGCUGGUCUCUGCCCUCUUCACUACGUCCCUCAGAGACCUACUUUUCUGAUUUUAACCUCAUGGACUGACUGACUGCCAACCCGAUACUACCUCUUAAACUUAAAGGAGAAGAUACAUUUCUCAACCAAAUUUCUAUUUUUGAUGUAAAUGGCAUGUUAUAGAAGGGUUCAGAAUACCUGUUUUGUGAUUUCACAUGUUUUUGAGAACUUACCCCAAAUAGCAAAUCACUUCCUCAUCCUCGUUGUGUAGUAUGGGGCUCUGAAAAGGCUCCAAAAACACCCAAAUAUGUCCUUUUAGAAACGGCAAAGCUCUCAGUAUAGUGAUGCAGGUCUUUAAAUGUUGUACACAUGAAAUUGUGCCUUUCAUAUUAUAUUCCCUUUUUUUCAAACUUUCUUUAUUUCAUCAAACGAUGAUGAAAAUUGAUUUUUUUUAUAUAUAAAUGAUGAUUGCCAAAUAAUGUUGAAGGUAUACAGGGCACGUGAUGUUAUCACUUAACUAUAAAGCUCCCCUCUACAUUUAAUUCUAAAUGCCUACUGCUUGCUUAAGCUAUUUCUCAACUAUAAACACCAUGUGUCUUUGCAGGAUCCUUGUCCUGACUUUCCAGAAUCCCUGAAUUGCUUCGCCUUGCUUUUCUGUUAGGCUGGAUACAAGUUUCAACAUCCAAUUAUUUCAGAUAUACUAGAGUGCAAGUUUCACUAUGGCACCCUGGCGAUAUGUUGGCACAUGAUGAUAAUUAUUAGAAUAUGACAAAUAUCAGUCAAUUCUUGCAUUCAAUUCAUGCUGGCUUUUGCCUGAGACAUGAAACAGAUAGGUCGGAGGGCAUACAGGCUAUCACCAAUGUAUUCAUUGCCAAUUUGCAUAAAUGGGUAAUGGAAACACUUCAACCACAACCUUUUAUUCAACCCUAUAGGUGUGAUGUCAUUACGUCCAGCUGUUUUUAUCGACACAAGACAGUUCAGUGGAAACGCGCCGUAGCAGGCAACUUUCUAAAUGUCUACAAAACAUCACUGGACAAGUUAAUGGAAACAUAGCUAGUGAUGGCGCAAUUGGGCAUCAGGUCGCUGUAUGAUAUAAGGAAAGCUAAUAUGUUUAUUAACACAUAUCCAGGUGUUGUUAGAUCUGGCAGGCAUCUGCAAAGUUUUCAUCUGGGAACGUGCCCAAGGCCACCAUGAAAAUGAAUGCUUCUUGUGUAAAAAAGUGCCAGCAACUUCUCUCUAGGCAAUUACUCAACAUGUCAUUAGCACUGUAAUAUUAAUGUUUUAAUUUUUGUGUCCAGUUUACCUCUCUGGCAUGAAUAAAAAGCUCUGCUUUCCUGCUGCA
Salmo salar (Atlantic salmon) is the source of this 4187-nucleotide messenger RNA. It is a transcript of the gene vwa11, whose product is annotated as von Willebrand factor A domain containing 11. Lineage: Eukaryota; Metazoa; Chordata; Actinopteri; Salmoniformes; Salmonidae. The record is from RefSeq and is a predicted model, not a curated record.